This is a messenger RNA of Ostrinia furnacalis (Asian corn borer), 569 nucleotides long. It is a transcript of the gene RpL22, whose product is annotated as ribosomal protein L22. Lineage: Eukaryota; Metazoa; Arthropoda; Insecta; Lepidoptera; Crambidae. Gene Ontology annotation, cellular component: ribosome. The transcript is spliced from 3 exons. Gene Ontology annotation, biological process: cytoplasmic translation. Gene Ontology annotation, molecular function: RNA binding; structural constituent of ribosome. The record is from RefSeq and is a predicted model, not a curated record. Bases 97 to 540 code for a protein of 147 amino acids.
CAUUUACUCAGAACUGACAACAUACUGCAACGCUGACGUUUUAGUCGGCCAUUUUGCAGUUUUUACGGCAACUGCUACACGUGUUCUGGUGCCGAGAUGGCAGUUACUAAGAAACCCGUGGCUAAAAAAGCCCAAUUACACCAGAAGACAGGCAAGAAGGGAGUCAAGGGUGGUAAAAUCCGCGGCAAGGGAAUCAAGAGGAAAAUCGCUCUAAAGUUUGUGAUUGAUUGCACACACCCGGCUGAGGACAGCAUCCUCGAUGUAGGCAACUUCGAGAAAUACUUGAAAGAGCACGUCAAAGUCGAAGGAAAAACAAAUAACCUCGGCAAUCACGUUGUCAUCGCCCGGGACAAGACGAAAGUCGCUAUCAAUGCAGACAUUCCCUUCUCAAAGAGGUACCUCAAAUACCUGACCAAGCGUUACUUGAAGAAGAACAACCUCCGUGACUGGCUGCGAGUAGUUGCGUCUGCGCACGACUCGUACGAACUCCGCUACUUCAACAUCAACGCUGACAGCGACAAUGAAGAUAACGAAGAUUAAGCUGUUCAUAAUAUAAUAGUUUUACACUA